AAGUUAUAGCUCACAGGUAUGGGUCAACCCACGAACCCGUCACCCAAAUCAACCCAACCACAUUGGAAUCCAACCCAAUCAAGUUUGGGGCUAACUCGAACUAAUCCAUUUAAAUCCAAUGAUGUUUGGUUUGGAUAGCUAGUUUGAUAUUGAACAUGUGAACUCGCAAACUCAAUGACCGACAAAAUUGAGUCUAAACAAUGAAUAUUGUACUCCUUGCAAAUAAAGGAAGGAAUAAUGGAGUCCCCGUGAUUUAGCUCAGUUGGUAGAGAUAUUCUAUUUUAUAUGUAGGGACCAGAGACUUUAAGGGUGAAAUUUCUAGCUGCUAAGUUAGUAACAAAAAAAAAAAGAAAAGAGGAAGGAAUAAUGGCGCAGCAAAUGGACAAUAAAUGGUGAGACCAGCAUGCCUAAAGAAGGAAUAAUGGCGCAGCAGAUGGACCUGUGGCUGUAGGGAUGAAAAUGGUUUUUCACUCUUAUAAAAAUGUGAACUUCGAGAUGCAUGAUCUCUUAUAAAAAUGCAAUUAAGUGUUGUCACUUUUUUCCGUAAGCUUUGCAGAAGGGAACAGUGGAAGCUAUGUUGGCCUUUUCUGUUCCUUCACUUCACAUCCCAGUAGCAAUUAAAACACAAACCCCAUUAAAAAAAUCAAUGUUCUUGAACUCACAAUUGCAUUCAAAACAUUCAUUAAGUAAUGGGAGCACUUCAAAAUUCAAGCUUUUCACUGCCUCAUCACCUUCACCGUUAACAGAGUCCAGUAGUAACCUUCCAUGGGAUGAAUCAGAAGUUGAAGCAGAUUCAAAGAAAUUUGACUGGUACUCACAGUGGUACGCUUUGAUGCCACUUUGUGAUCUUGACAAAAGAGCACCUCAUGCUAAGAAGGUGAUGGGAAUUGAUGUUGUUAUAUGGUGGGAUAGGAAUGAAGGUGAAUGGAAAGUUUUUGAUGAUGCUUGUCCUCAUAGAUUGGCACCUUUGUCUGAAGGAAGAAUUGAUCAAUGGGGUAGGUUGCAGUGUGUGUAUCAUGGUUGGUGUUUUAAUGGAUCAGGUGAUUGUAAGUUCAUUCCUCAAGCACCUCGCGAUGGACCUCCGAUUCAUACGUCGAAAAAAGCAUGUGUAGCUGCUUACCCAAGCACAGUGCAGAAUGACAUUUUGUGGUUUUGGCCAAAUACUGAUCCUCAGUACAAAGAUAUUAUCAAACGGAAAACACCCCCAUUCAUGCCAGAAAUUGAUGAUCCGUCAUAUACUAGAGUAAUGGUAAAUAGAGAUAUUCCUUAUGGGUAUGAGGUACUAAUUGAAAACCUCAUGGACCCUGCACAUGUUCCAUAUGCACACUAUGGAGUAAUGAACACUGCACAACCAAAAGAGAAAGAUGAUAGAGAAGGAGGAAGACCACUUGAAUUGUCAAUUGAAGAGUUAGAUGUCAACGGUUUCACAGCAACUCGGGUUUGGAGUAAAAGCAUAUUUAUGGCACCAAGCAUCUUUUACAAUGUGUUUACAUCAAACAAAACUUUAUAUGAUCCAAAUUACGCAUAUAGUGAUCCAAAUAAACCUGCAUCUUCCGUUGAAACUAAGAAAUCAUCGUUUCAGAAGAAAAUUGCUUUGAUCUUUAUUUGCAUUCCUGUUAGUCCUGGUAAUAGCAGACUGAUUUGGUGCUCUCCAAGAAAUUUCGGACUGUGGAUUGACAAAAUUGUACCGCGAUGGAUUUUUCAUCUGAGACAAAACUUGAUUAUAGAUUCAGAUUUAUAUCUUCUACAUGUUGAGGAAAAGAAAAUAAUGGAUGUUGGUCAAGCAAAUUGGCAUAAGGCCUGUUUUGUGCCAACAAAAUCAGAUGCUCUUGUGAUUGGUUUUAGGAAGUGGUUGAAGAAGUAUGCAGGUGGUCAAGUUGAUUGGAGAGGAAAAUAUAGCGGCGCUCUCCCUCCUACGCCUCCUAGAGAACAACUUUUGGACCGGUACUGGAGCCAUGUGGUGAAUUGCAAGAGUUGCAGUUUGGCCUAUAGGAGCCUCAAUGUGGUGGAAGUGGUGCUGCAGAUCAUAUCAGUUGCUGCAAUUGGGAUUGUUGCCGCAAUGAAGCAGGGUGUGGUUUCAGCUGUAACAAGAAAUUCAUUGGUUGUGCUGGCGGUACUUUCAUUCGCAUUGUCGCAGUUGUUAGCGCACUUCAUAUACAAAUACUUACGUUAUCAUGACUACAAACAUGCCUUUCACUGAAAUGUGUUUCCUUAGUUAUUGAUGUGAUGAAAUAUCCAACAUUGUUGUGUGUGUGUAGUGAAGUUGUACUAAUACAAAGCUAGUAAUUGUUGGUACUUAAGAGGAGCUUUGUAACAUUUGUGUGGCUUAAAUAUGAGCAGAAUAAUAACAACAUGAAGAGAUUUUUUUGAAGAACAACAUGAAGAGAUGAGUCCAAGAAAAUUGUGAUUUAGUAUAAGUAAUAUGACAUAAGAUCUAAUGAUGUAGAAUCAUCCGGAUGUAUUAACUAUUUACAUUUUAUUAAUUAAAUUUCAAAAAUGAAAAAUUUCUGAAAUUGAAAUCAAAUGUUUUAUUGAA
Messenger RNA from Trifolium pratense (red clover), 2536 nucleotides. Its product is annotated as protochlorophyllide-dependent translocon component 52, chloroplastic-like. Gene Ontology annotation, molecular function: chlorophyllide a oxygenase activity; 2 iron, 2 sulfur cluster binding. The transcript has 7 exons. The record is from RefSeq and is a predicted model, not a curated record. The coding region runs from base 575 to 2200 and encodes 541 amino acids. Lineage: Eukaryota; Viridiplantae; Streptophyta; Magnoliopsida; Fabales; Fabaceae.